CGGCACGUGACGAAGCAUCCUACGGCCCGACAGGGAGGAGGGGAGCCGCUCCGUUCUCUUCUGCUACAACGGCGCCCCAGGUUGAUUCCUGAGGUGCGUUUUAUCUGAUGGUUAUUAUUUGGAGAUGUCAAAGGUUUGCGCCAUUUUUGGAGGAUCUCGAGGGAUUGGACAGGCUACUGCACAGCUACUAGCACAGAAAGGUUAUUGUCUAGCUGUUGUUGCAAGAAAUCUGGAUACUGCUCAAGCCACUGCAAAAAAUCUCGGAGCAGGUCAUCUAGCAUUUAGUUGUGAUGUUUCCAAAGAAGAAGACGUCAAAGAUACAUUUAGCCAAAUAGAGAAGAGUUUAGGUUAUGUAAACUAUUUGGUUAAUGCUGCGGGCAUCAACAGGGAUGGCUUGCUGUUGCGAACCAAGGUUGAUGAAAUGGUAUCCCAGCUUCACACCAAUCUUUUGGGAACAAUGUUGACCUGCAAAGUUGCUGUGAAGAAUAUGAUCCAACAGCAGGGUGGUGCUAUUGUUAACGUAGGAAGUAUAGUUGGACUGAAGGGCAAUUCUGGCCAGUCUGUAUACAGUGCCAGCAAAGCUGGAUUAGCUGGAUUUUCACGCUCUCUUGCUAAAGAAGUAGCCAGAAAAAACAUUCGAGUCAACAUGAUUGCUCCUGGUUUCAUUCAUACGGAUAUGACAGCUCAUUUGAAAGAAGAUCAGUUGAGGAAAACCAUUCCUCUUGGAAGAUUUGGGGAGCCUCAAGAAAUUGCCAAAGCAAUUGUAUUUCUUCUGGAGUCUCCUUACAUAACAGGACAUGUUCUGGUUGUAGAUGGAGGUUUGCAACUUAUGAUUUAAAAUUUGUAACAGCAAAUUGUUUUGAAUUGGGCAAAACAAUUCAGCCACCAGGCUAAGUAGAGGAUUAUACAAAAGAGUACAAAAUAUUGGUAAUCUGGAAAACUUUAAAUACGUGCUUAUAUUGCUGUCCGUAUGUAGCCAAGCAAAUUCUGGGUGUAUGACACCAAAUGAAAAACAUAUGACUCCUGUAUUCUAUGUGUGUGAGAGUAAUAGGGAGACACUGAGGAUUAUAUUUUGGAGAGUUAGUAAAUUAAACAGUCUAUUUUCCAUUUCUUUUGCAUAAAUGUUUGACAUUUUAUUCACAAUUAUGUCAUAGGAAAGUCCAGGUGCUCCAUUCAGAAAGGCAAAUUAAACUGAGAGUAAAGUAUUUACAGAACAAUCCUGAGGACUGCCAGCACCACAGCAGUUGGCCGUGGUGCCACUAGUCUGUUCCUUAUGGGAUAAAGUUACAUGGUCACUGACAGAAAAAUUGCAGGUUUGGUAGGCUAUCUUUAGGUGCAGUCACAUCAGCAUUCCCUGCAACUGGACUGUGGUAGUCCAUGGUAACAUUGUGGGGAGGCAUCAGGGCUUAGAUGGACUGGGCAGCCAGAACCAAUCAGGGAUCAUGAGACUUAGGGGCCAAGCCAAAUGCCCAGGGGUGGAGAGGGGCAUGUCUAGAGAAGCUAUCUGGUGCACAGUGGCACCCCCUCAAGUCCUGGGCACCUACCAAUAUUGGCAUGGGCUCCAACAUACCCCCCCCCUCCUUGAGCAUCCUAAGCCGGCCCCCUGCAAAUUAAGUGCGAGUGGCUAUGGAAACACAUCUGGCACAGGAGGUGCUUUGCCACCCAAGGCGUCUUUCAGGGCCCUGUACCCUUGGGGAUGGAUGAACCGCCACCUCUGGAAGAAUGGUAACUCCCAGUCCAUGGAGAUCAGAAGCACCUCCACCCCUCUUUACCUUACUUGGCCUUGAGCUGCAUUCUGGACCUUCUGUGAGGGUCUUCAUUCACAAAAAGGGCCCCUGUCAACAUCCCUCACCUUUUGCAUCCAUGCAGCCUGGCUGCAGCCACCUGGCAGAGGUCAUGGGGGGGGUGGGGGGAGGAAGCAUAAGACAUGGCACUGACCACUUCAGCUACAAGCCCCUGCUCAGGUACAUGGCAUCCUGAACCAGGCAGGUCAGAUGAACAAAAGGGAUGGCAGUUCGGACCUCUGGAGGCAGAGAUGAGCCCCUUGUCUGUGGGGGGUGGUGGUGGUGGUUGGAUGUUGGGCUCCUGCCAGCCCCACUGGCUGCCAGAAUUUGGUGUGGAAUACACCCUUGCCAGAGCAGAUCCUGGUCAUGAGGUUUGGAUAAAAGUUCCUUUUGGGCCCUGGCUGAGGAGAUGGAGUAUCUGUUAGGAUUCAGAACUGGGAGCGGUUAGCCCAGAGUGUGGACUUUGCUGUCCCAGCUGUGAUCUCUCUGUGCUUUUCCCAGGUACCUCACUGCUCACUCUAUCCACAUGGCUGGGAGCUGUCAGACAGCUUCCUGUGCCACGUGCCGUUUCUAUUGAGGUGCUGAGCAUCUUGGCCAGAGUUUUUGUAGGGUGCAGGGAGGGGGUGUAUUUGGGUGCUGGGGCAGGGGCUUGGCUAACACAGAGAAAGGAGAUGAUUGGUCGUGCCUUUAGUUGGCAUCUCAGCUGCUUGAGGCCUCAUGGUUAUGGCCACAGUGGUGAGAGCAUUUUAUUUUUCACAUGAAUGUGAAUAUAUAUAUAGAAUGAACCUGAAUGUGACACUUCCUGGCUUCCUUUAAUUUAGGAGUAAGUAUUCACCUUCAUCAAAGACUUCAGAAUGGCUCUCUGCUUGAUUUUUUCCCCUCUUUUUAAAUAAAAUGUUCAUGUUGUUGGAAACUA
Messenger RNA from Sphaerodactylus townsendi, 2700 nucleotides. RefSeq names its product carbonyl reductase 4 (gene CBR4). Lineage: Eukaryota; Metazoa; Chordata; Lepidosauria; Squamata; Sphaerodactylidae. Gene Ontology annotation, biological process: fatty acid biosynthetic process. The record is from RefSeq and is a predicted model, not a curated record. Gene Ontology annotation, molecular function: oxidoreductase activity, acting on the CH-OH group of donors, NAD or NADP as acceptor; quinone binding. The coding region runs from base 125 to 838 and encodes 237 amino acids. The transcript is spliced from 5 exons.